GAUACACCUUGCCUGCAUCCAGUUUCAAUUUCAAUUUUUCGCUGUUUACAAUCCAUAUCAUUUCAUAUCAGUGUGAAUAAAUUUCUUGAAAGACUCUUCUAAUCAGCGUGGAUAACGCAACCGUAGUGACCAACCUUAUCACAACUUCAGUCGUGCCAAGACUUUUAAAGUGCGAAGACGAAUUGUGUACGGACAGAAUUAUUACAAUUGAAGUGAUCGUGCUGAAUAUAAGUGAAAAACAUUGUCACCGAUGACUAGUGCGUGCGUUCGCAAUAUGACUCUAGGACAAAAUUUACACAUAAUGUCGCAAAACUGUGUUCUAAUCGCAUCCCAAAACUAUCUUCCCAUCGCGCAGCAAACGCAGCUGGCCCACCAGCAUUCGGGCCAAACGCAAGUUUCAGUGAAACAGGCGAAUAUUGCACCAGCUCCUCCAAAUCACAACAACCGCACGGUCUUGGGGAUGAAUGGGAUCAAUGUGGGUGCCGUCGAUGCCGCCCCCAAGUACAAGCGAAAAUACAACUAUACAAACAUGCCAUAUGGACAGCCUCCACCAUCCGUUGCCCGGCGCAAUGCUCGUGAGAGAAAUCGUGUAAAGCAAGUAAAUAACGGCUUUACCACAUUACGCCAACAUAUUCCUGAUAAAAUUAUCAAUGCAUUAACGAAUGGAGGCCGAGGAGCUAGCAAGAAAUUGAGUAAAGUCGAUACACUGCGUUUGGCCGUUGAGUACAUUCGGAGGCUGCAAGAUAUUUUGGAUGAAACCGACCAGGAUUCAACAAGUACACUUCGUAGUCAAACAUCAUCUCCCCCGCUUUCUGGGUCACCGUGCUCAUACUACACCACAAGCCCUGACCAUUUCUCCGUGCAAACUCCUUGCUCAGAAACAUCAUCGUCACCCACCCCGUCAUAUAGUUCAGAUAUCUCAAUUGGAAAUUCGGGUUUCAUCCAAUCUGAACCUCAGUUCAAAUUCGAACAUUACGAUUCCUAUAGUACGAUCAAACCAGAGGACGAAGAACUUCUCGACUACAUAUCGUCGUGGCAGGAACAGUGAUGAAAAAAAAAUGAAAUCCAGAGAAGCGACGGAGGACGCGAACUGAUUAUUACACUUUCAAAGGAGAUCUCAGAGUUCCUAACCAGAACCACUUUCUGCACAUAGUGAUAAGAAGUAACCAUAAAAGCUACUGGAAACACCAUCAAGUAUAAAAGAAAUGAAUCCGAGAUUUCAGAAUCCAAAAAGGAAAAAAAAAUUGUAUCUGAAUAUUUACUUUCACUGAAAAACUCAGAUUUUACCAGAUUUAAUUCAUGUUUCCCUCGGCCGCCUUAAUUGCAACUUUAAUAAUUAUUCUGAAAUCUCGAUUCGCACAAAAACUCUCUAGUCAUUCCAAAUAUAGGAAAAGCGUAAAUAUUUAGGAAAAAUGCCUCACUUGCGUUGGCCUUGUACAUAUUAGAGUAAGAAUUCGAAAAGUUUAGUUUUAGCGAAAGAAAGCAAAGAUUGCUGAACUUCGGAAGCUAAUUCGCUGCUCAAAAUGGGAAAACACGAAAACUUACCCGUGCCUUACAAUAAUUGUAAAUAAAAUUGUGAAUAAUGUUUUGUAAAUAUUCUACCACGCCUUUUACCACUUAAGACAUUGUUAUGGAAGACAAUUAUUUUUUAGAAGAUACAUUGAGUUACAUAGUUUCUUGUUCUCUUGGUUAAACAUGUAUGUAAGCGUUCUACGUUAAGACCCACAACUUAUAAGACUUAGAAUGGAAGACAAAAAACUUUAGAAAUUUAAGUGUUUAUUAGGAAAACCGAUGCCAGUUCAACUUUAUGUAUUUAAAAAAUAUAUUUCCUGUAAUAUUUUAUAUUAAAAUACAAAU
Hermetia illucens (black soldier fly) is the source of this 1857-nucleotide messenger RNA. RefSeq names its product achaete-scute complex protein T3-like. The coding region runs from base 251 to 1048 and encodes 265 amino acids. The record is from RefSeq and is a predicted model, not a curated record. The transcript has 2 exons. Gene Ontology annotation, molecular function: protein dimerization activity; RNA polymerase II transcription regulatory region sequence-specific DNA binding; DNA-binding transcription factor activity, RNA polymerase II-specific. NCBI's taxonomy places the organism in Eukaryota, Metazoa, Arthropoda, Insecta, Diptera, Stratiomyidae. Gene Ontology annotation, biological process: developmental process; regulation of transcription by RNA polymerase II.